CAAAUGACUUGUGAUGUUUGUGGAAAGCGUUCUAGUUGUUUAUCAAAUCAUAAAAUCCAUAUGAUGAAACAUACUGGAGAAAAACCCUUUAAAUGUGAAGUCUGUGGAAAAGGUUUUGCAAUAACAUCAAGUCUUAAAAUUCACAUGAGAAUACAUACAGAAGAGAAACCUCAUCAAUGUGAUGUUUGUAAAAAGUGUUUUACUCAGACAGGGCAACUUAAUACACAUAUGACAGUACAUACUGGAGAAAAACCUCAUGAAUGUGCAGUUUGUAAAAAGUGUUUUAUCAUAACCAAUAAACUCAAGGUUCAUGUGAGGAUUCAU
Molecule: messenger RNA, 324 nt
Organism: Lottia gigantea (owl limpet)
Lineage: Eukaryota; Metazoa; Mollusca; Gastropoda; Lottiidae
Exons: 1
Biological process (GO): regulation of transcription by RNA polymerase II
Molecular function (GO): RNA polymerase II cis-regulatory region sequence-specific DNA binding; DNA-binding transcription factor activity
Source: RefSeq, a predicted model, not a curated record